This is a messenger RNA of Musa acuminata subsp. malaccensis (wild Malaysian banana), 2209 nucleotides long. RefSeq lists its product as uncharacterized. The record is from RefSeq and is a predicted model, not a curated record. NCBI's taxonomy places the organism in Eukaryota, Viridiplantae, Streptophyta, Magnoliopsida, Zingiberales, Musaceae.
GUUCACGCUGCUGCGUUCCUGCCUUCAACGCUUUGUCGCCGCCGCGCUCUCUCCCCUGCCGUCCCACCUCCUCUUCCCCAUACCGAUUCUCCUGCUCUCCCCGAAUCUGCAGCUGCAGCUGCAGCGCAGUGAUCGAUCAUUCGGCGUUGGUUUUUCCUGAAAGAGCAUCUCUCGUCCAUCCCACAGCAUUCGCUGUCAAGAUAAAGCCGUCACCUCGGGACUCCCUGCCUGCGUCUUUCUUUGGGGGUUUGGAUUCUCACAAUUCAGCUUGGUUUCAACCGCACGGUGCUUGUGUUCUCCACCUUCUUCACAUCAUGGCAGCACUCGCGCCCGGUGUUCUGAUGAAGCUUCUCAAUGGGAUGAACACGGGAAGCCAGAAGCCUGUGGGCGAGCACCGGACCGCACUCUUGCAGGUUACCGACAUCGUCCCCGCCGACCUCGACGAGAAGGACCUCUGGCCCAAGCACGGCUUCUACAUCAAGCUCUCCGACUCGUCCAACUCCAUCUACGCCAGCCUGCCGUUCGACCAAGACGACCUUGUUCUGAGCAACAAGCUACAGCUCGGCCAGUUCAUCCACGUCGAUCGGCUGGAGCCGGGGUCCCCCGUUCCCGUGCUCGUUGGCGCCAAGCCGCUGCCCGGCCGACACCCCCUCAUGGGCACGCCGGAACCCAUCGUUCGUUGCAGAGGAAGCGGCGAGAAAUCAUCGGCCAGGCACGCCACUGCUUCUUCCGUUCCCAGAAGAGGUUCCUGGGAGCAGAACCCCGUCAUAAAGCCGACGGCCUUGGACUUCGAGGACAAAACGCCGGGGAAGGGCCGGACGCAUGGUGGUGUUUUGUCGCCACCACCAAGUGGAACACCAGGCAAGGAAGGAAGCUCCGGCAUCAAUACGAGAUCGUCGGUGAGCGGGGCUCUUCUGUCUAAGAUGUCGGACGCCAAGGAAGCAAGCUCAGCUGCGGUAAGGAAAAGCUGCAGCAUCUCCAGAUUCUCAAGGAGCAAGACCGUCGCCGAGCGAGAUCCUAAGAUCCCAAAGAGUCCCUUCCCAAGUGUGGUUAAGGACGUAACUCACACACCCAUGACCAAAUUGAGAAGUGCUGCCAGAGAUGCCGAGGACUCUCGUUGGGCAUCAUCUGAUGAACAAAGCAGUUCAACUACGAUCGACAACACGCAUUACCAUCUAUCUGAAGAAUGUGACACCGCAAAGCAAAGUUCCAGCGAAGGCAUGUCCUUGCCCGGAAGGCUCAGCGUUCUCGGAAAGGAGGCUCUGGAGCAUAGAGAAGCAGCUCAGAAGGCAGCUCUUCAGGCCCUCCGUGAUGCUUCUGCCACCGAAUCUGUAGUUCGGGUCGUCAGAACGUUUUCGGAAUUGAGCAGUAGUGCGAAGCCCGAAGCACCAGCCGCUUGCUUCGAUCAGUUUCUGAGCUUUCACCAAGAGAUCGUGCAGGCAGUGGCUGAUAUAGAAGCGAUUCAAGCAGCUACUUUAAUCACUCCACCACCCCAGGAGGAAUCGACAAAGAACCAAAUCGACAAGGAUGACGCAUCCAUUUUGCGAGAGAGAGAUCACAACUCAAACAACUCGACUGCAACCUCAACCAAGAGAAGAGCGGUAGCAGCAUCCAAAUCCGUUGGUGAGACAAACGAGUUCAGAGCAAGCCUCCGCAAGCACCCAAGAUCAAACGCAAACCAUAAGAAAGGACAGGACGACACUGGUGCCGAAGAGGUCAAAGCACCAACUUCCAGUUUAGGGAGCUCAAUCAAAUUGGCGAAACAGAUACGAGGUGAAGCGGGAAAAUGGUUCAUGGAGUUUUUGGAGACAGCGUUGGAGUCAGGUCUGAAGAAAGUUAAAGGAUCAAUGGGUGGUGGUGAUGGGUUGAUGGCAGUAGUAUCCUGCCCGCAGUCACUGAUCUUGAGGGUCAUAAACUGGGUAGAGUUGGAGCAAUGCGAAAGCAGCAGCAAGAAGCCCCUCCAUCCAAGAGCAGCACAAAUAGCAAGAAGGCUAAGGAUCAAGGCAAAGAACCCUUGAAUCUAACUAGUAUGAUGGUUGGAGAAAUGUGAAAGCGGCAGCAAGAAGGAGGCUAAGGAUCAAGGCAAAGAACAUUUGAAUCUAGUAUGGUUGGGGACAUCACUCGAUUGUUCUGUUCUAGUACUGGUCGUGUUCUUAACUCAUCUACUAAACAAUCUUGUAUUUUCGUUUCAUUUGGCGUUGUAAAUAAU